CUGUUCCCUGCCAGCUCCAGUGCCUGGCCCCAUAGACCUGCCUCAGGAGGAGAUGGCCAUGGAAAAGCCAGUGAUUCCCACUGAGGAGCAACUGGAGAUCCUGGAGUACCACUUCUGCAAGGUGAAUAAGCAUCCUGACCUCACCACACUGUGCCUCAUCGCUGCUGAGACUGGGCUCUCCGAGGAGCAGACUCUGAAAUGGUUCAAGCAGCGCCUGGCAGAGUGGAGGAAGUCUGAAGGGCUGCCCUCAGAAAGCGGGUCUGUCAGGGACUAGAGGAUGCUGUUCCACUCCCCUUGCCUCUUAAAAACCAUGGUGAAGCUCUUCAGAGUGGGUUUUCUUGGGGUUCUUCUGUUGCAAUAGGUUUUGUGAUACAAAGUAAUACUCUGCUAUUUAACAUAAAUUUUAUUUAACAAGUACAUAACCAGAAAAAAACAUAUAUAUAUACAUAUACAUAUACAUGUGUGUAUACAGCUUUUGAUGGCUGAUAACUUGUCUAGUGAUUGCAACCCAUUAACAGCAGCUGCAAAAGAAAAGGCAAUUUCAUGCCCUUGUCCCAGGCUUGCAGAAAAUUUGUCAUGAUAUAUGUUCAAAAAUACAAUGAAGAAAUAAAGAUUCAUUUUCCUUACAAUCCUCAGAGGCAAAGUAUGUGUUCCAGAGAGCAGGGCAUCUGGAAAAC
Messenger RNA from Cinclus cinclus, 677 nucleotides. It is a transcript of the gene HOPX, whose product is annotated as HOP homeobox. Gene Ontology annotation, cellular component: nucleus. The record is from RefSeq and is a predicted model, not a curated record. The coding region runs from base 53 to 274 and encodes 73 amino acids. Gene Ontology annotation, biological process: cell differentiation; regulation of transcription by RNA polymerase II. Lineage: Eukaryota; Metazoa; Chordata; Aves; Passeriformes; Cinclidae. The transcript is spliced from 3 exons. Gene Ontology annotation, molecular function: DNA binding.